UGUGCUCACACAGAGAGGGGAGGUGGUGGAGAAAAGACAGUGGAGUGGAGUGUAUGUAGGCAUGCAAGUGAGAAUCAAGGGAAGGAGUGACAGGCAAGAGGGAAAGAGAAUCCAGGUGCUUCUACUCAUCUUACCACUGACACACUCCUCACUAACACACACACAGACACACACACACACACACUGAAGGAACUACACCCACAACCUCCACUAACGCAGUGAACUGAACCACAUGUGUGCGUGGUGUGCUCGGAGCGACAGAGGGGAUCUCUGAGGAUACACGGAUGAGAAAGAGGUGUGGGGGAGCCAAGGAAGAGGAGCCCGACUGUGUUUCGCCCCAGGGGGAGCUCAUACACGCCGCAGACAGCACACACACUCCAGCGGGCACCCAGCACUGUUUCCCUGACAACUAGAAUGGGCUGCAAUUUGUGCACCUUGCAGAAACGGGAGGAACACUACAAACUGCUGUAUGAGAUUGCACAGGUGAACGGGCGCGACUUCUCCAAGGUCGAACAUGACGAGGCAGUGGUGGAGGCCAUCAGGCGAGACCCCAUCGUUGUCCAGGUUCUCCGGCGAACCCCCACCAGAGCCACGCAGGCUGUUGCACAUAACCACGGUGGCACGCCGCAGGAUGUGUGCGUUGUCGACGUUUGCACGCAAACAGACAUCACCUUUGAGCACAUCAUGGCACUGGCCAAGCUUCGGCCUGCUACCCCACCCGUCCCUGACAUCUGUCCCUUCCUUUUGUCUGACAGCUGUCAUUCCAUCCACACCAUGGAGCAUGAGUUUUAUGAAUGUCCAGAGUACCUGUCCAACACCCCAGCAGAGGUGGAGAGGACUGAAGAGUAUGAGUAUGAGGAGGUGGAGCUGUGCAGACAGAACAGCCAGGAGAAGCUCGGCCUGACGCUGUGCUACAGGACCGACGAUGAGGAGGACACCGGCAUCUAUGUCAGCCAGGUGGAGCCGAACAGUAUAGCAGCGAGAGAUGGCCGCAUCAAGGAAGGAGAUCGUAUUCUACAGAUAAAUGGAUGUGAGGUGCAAGACAGAGAGAAAGCUGUUGCCUUGUUGUCAAGUGAAGAAGCAAGGAGCAUCAUACUACUGGUGACAAGACCAGAAAUCCAGCUGGAGGAGGAGGUAUGGCUGGAUGACGAGCAACAGGAGCUUGUGGAGGAGCUGAAGAUGGAGAUCCUGGAGGAGAGGAGGAAGCAGAAAGAACGUAACUUUGACAGGGGAGAUGAGAAUCAAGCUGAAGAUGAGAUCACAACCGACACGGCUACCUGCUCCUCCAAUAAUCAAGACAGCGGGUUUGGACGCAGUACAGACAGUCCGGAGCACCAACCCCUGCUGGCCAGACUUCACAGGAGGAGCCCGGCCCAUUGCCUGAGGGAGCGAUGGCGGGCAGAGCAUCCGCACACAAGACGAGGGACUGCAGUGCCACAGGACACUCAGAGUCCGAGGACAGGGUCCAAAGGCCAAGGUCAUGAGGGGGUAGUCAGUAUUCGCAAUAGUGGAGGUGGGGUCCUCGGUUUAGAGAAUCGCUUCCAGCAACUUCUGGAGCUCAAGUGUCAAAUCCGGAAUGGAGGCGAGUGCGGGGUGUACUCCAUCCGACACAGUAUAGAGUGUAGCCUCACUGAGCAGGGAGGAGGGGAUGAAGAUUGUGUGGAAAGUGUGGGAGAAGGGGGAGGGGUGGAGCAGGAGUUGAGGAUGCUAAAUGAGGAACUGCGCAGCAUUGAGCUGGAGUGUCAGAGCAUCAUGCAGGCGCACCAGCUCCGCCAGAGCCACCAGCUGGACCCCUCACAGCCCGCACCCUGCUCACCAGGACGGAGCCCCAAAGACGGACGCAAGCGGCACGGCAGGCUGGCCGACAUCCACGAACACCCGGAGAGGUCGGACAGCGAUAAGAUCAGAGAGAAGGACAGCUCCAGUGCCUACAACACAGCGGACAGCGCGCGGUCAACACCGCUGGGUAUGGAGAGAUCUCCUGACCACUCUCUGCAGAGACAUAUCAGCAUCACCAACCAGAAAAACCUCAGACUGGCGUCUUCCACACCCUCCAGCCCCAUCCCUAUCCCCAAGCCCCAGGGUACACCCAGUCGUAGCAGACCAGCAGACCCAGGCCCCGUUAUCUCCAGCAGCCCAGACCAGAGCAACCCUUCCAGGUCUGAGUCAGACCCCGCCCUGCCCGCAGACGAUGAGAGGUGUGAGAAGAAAGGGAGGACAAGAGAGUCCAGGAGAGGGCUUCCCUAUGGGUGUUCAUAUCAAACAACCCCCUAUCAAGGCCAAGGAGGAUCAAGGCAACUGCAGAGCUACAUGCAGCUGCUACAACAGCACUCAUCCCUGGAGUAUUCCCAGAGCCAGCUGAGCCUGCUCAGCGUCUGUCGAGAUCCUGUGAGCCGAAACGGACGCCCUGGGGAACCCCGUCUAGAGUGGAAAGUCAAAGUCCGCGCUGACGGCACGCGGUACGUGGCCCGAAGGCCUGCUCGUGACCGCAUCCUGAGGGAGAGGGCGCUGAGGAUCCGAGAGGAGAGGAGCGGAGGCAUGACCACAGACGAUGAUGCCAUGAGUGAGAUGAAGAUGGGCCGCUAUUGGAGCAAAGAGGAGAGGAAGCAGCAUUUGGCGCGAGCCAGGGAGCAGAGGAAGAGGAGGGAGUUCAUGCAAAAGAGCCGCCUCGAGUGUUUAAAGGAGGGACCAGCCAGCGGAGCCGAGGGCAGGAAGGAGAUCAAUAUCUUAGAGCUGAGUCACAAAAAGAUGAUGAAGAAACGCAACAAAAAGAUCCUUGACAACUGGAUGACCAUCCAGGAGUUGAUGAGCCAUGGGGCCAGAGUCCCAGAGGGGUCUAAAGUACACAACGCCUUCCUGUCUGUCACAACUGUCUAACGGACGGAUACAGUACUGCUUAUGAAGUACUGUACACUUUAAUAUCAGGUAGCCUGCAGUUCAGGAACUACUGCUUUGUUUGGAAAAAAAGAAAACGUCACUGCUGAGGACUUCUGUAGCAUUCCCGAAGCAACUUUGCAUCUACCACCAUAAGAAUGUCUGAACAGUUCUGCAGUGCUAUCAUGACAAGACGCCAGCCACUCAAAACUUUGAACUGUUCUGUUUUUACACUGACUUUUUUGAUGCACUGGCUUCCGAUAGCACAUGAGUUUGGUAGCACGUUGGUUCAAACAGAUUCACACAUGAAAGGAACCAACACAUUCAUGUAUACUAUGUAUUGUGUCUUCAUACUCUCCGUUCUUCUGUUUCAUUGCAUAUGAAGCGACAUCACUUGCCUCGUUCAAGGUGGCGUUUUUUUAUAAUGGGGGAAAAUACAAUAUUUUUCACACUUUGUAAACUCAGUAACUUUUUGUAAGGAAUUUUUUACACUGAAUGUCAUUGUACUGUAAACAUUUUAUUGUUAUUUAUGUUUGUAUCUCCAAACCAUCAAGGUCAGAGUUGACGCUAUUUGAUUGUACUGUAGCUCGCAUUGUUCGCCAGUCCAACACGGACAGAAAUGAAAAACUUUGUGAACUCUGUGAAGAACUCCCCGUCUUAAAACACUUGUUUCAUUGUGUUGAUAAUGUCACAUGGGUUAGAGUUGUCUGAAAAAAAAAAUUAUAGCACUCAAUUUAAAGCACUCAAAGGCUUGUAUUAGUCAUGGGCUUGGAGGACUUUAUCAAACGGAUUUACCUCAACUUGCAGUCAAAAGUCUGAUGUAUCAAGUGUUUUUGAAUACAUGGGUAACUGAAUCAAUGACUUAGGGAACUCUUGAGUCAACCUUCAGCCCUUACUAUGUAUGUGAAUUAUGUUUAAAAAUGUUAAAUAUAUUCAUAUUUAUAUUGUUUACUGUUAAUUCUAUUUAUUGUAAAUUAAUUUUUAUGCUCCAUCUGAUAAAUGUUUCGCAUUAAGUGGCUAGCCUUGAAAGGCCAACACCCUUCUCAAGGCGCUGUCAAGAAAAUGUAUCAUAUUGCAGCCUUUCAACCCAAACCUGCUGCUUUUCACUGUAAAGCUCAUUGAAGAGGCCUUGACUUCAGUAUUUGUUGAUGGUGAAAUUUGUAAUAAAAAAUUAAAAAAUAAAAAGAA
Messenger RNA from Seriola aureovittata, 4062 nucleotides. It is a transcript of the gene pdzrn4, whose product is annotated as PDZ domain containing ring finger 4. The coding region runs from base 415 to 2877 and encodes 820 amino acids. NCBI's taxonomy places the organism in Eukaryota, Metazoa, Chordata, Actinopteri, Carangiformes, Carangidae. Gene Ontology annotation, molecular function: protein binding. The transcript has 9 exons. The record is from RefSeq and is a predicted model, not a curated record.